This is a messenger RNA of Aspergillus clavatus NRRL 1, 1719 nucleotides long. Its product is annotated as phosphoribosylaminoimidazole carboxylase ADE2. Gene Ontology annotation, biological process: 'de novo' IMP biosynthetic process. The transcript is spliced from 4 exons. NCBI's taxonomy places the organism in Eukaryota, Fungi, Ascomycota, Eurotiomycetes, Eurotiales, Aspergillaceae. Gene Ontology annotation, molecular function: ATP binding; phosphoribosylaminoimidazole carboxylase activity; metal ion binding. The record is from RefSeq and is a predicted model, not a curated record. Bases 1 to 1719 code for a protein of 572 amino acids.
AUGUGGAACUCUCGCAAGGUGGGAGUGCUUGGUGGGGGCCAACUGGGCCGAAUGCUCGUCGAGUCCGCGAAUCGAUUGAACAUCCAGGUGAAUGUUCUGGAUGCCGAUAAUUCGCCUGCGAAACAGAUCAGCGCCCACGAUGGCCAUGUGACCGGCUCGUUCAAGGAGCGCGAGGCAGUGCGCCAACUGGCCAAGACCUGCGACGUCGUGACGGCCGAGAUCGAACAUGUGGAUACCUACGCACUGGAGGAAGUUGCCUCGGAGGUUAAGAUCGAGCCCAGCUGGCAGGCGAUCCGGACGAUUCAGAACAAAUUCAACCAGAAGGAACAUCUGCGGAAGUAUGGCAUACCAAUGGCGGAGCACCGGGAGUUGGUCGAGAACACUCCCGCGGAACUUGCCAAGGUUGGCGAGCAACUCGGGUAUCCCCUGAUGUUGAAGUCGAAGACCAUGGCGUAUGAUGGACGUGGAAACUUCCGUGUCAACUCCCAGGACGACAUCCCCGAGGCGCUCGAGGCGCUCAAGGACCGGCCAUUAUACGCUGAGAAGUGGGCCUACUUCAAGAUGGAACUGGCUGUGAUAGUCGUCAAGACCAAGGACGAGGUCCUCUCAUACCCCACCGUCGAGACAGUCCAGGAGGACUCGAUAUGCAAGCUCGUGUACGCGCCGGCGCGCAACGUGUCGGACGCCAUCAACCAGAAAGCGCAGGAGCUGGCGCGCAAGGCCGUGGCGGCCUUUGAUGGCAAGGGCGUCUUCGGCGUGGAGAUGUUCCUCCUGGAGGACGACAGCAUCAUGCUGUGCGAGAUCGCCAGCCGCAUCCACAACUCGGGCCACUACACGAUCGAGGGCUGCGCGCUGUCGCAGUUCGACGCGCACCUCCGCGCCAUCCUCGACCUCCCGAUCCCCGCGCAGAGCCUCGAGAUCCGCCAGCCGUCCAUCAUGCUCAACAUCAUCGGCGGCGCCGCGCCAGACACCCACCUCCAGGCCGCCGAGUGUGCCCUCUCCAUCCCCAACGCUAGCAUCCACCUCUACAGCAAGGGCGCCGCCAAGCCCGGCCGCAAGAUGGGCCACAUCACCGUCACCGCGCCCACCAUGCACGAGGCCGAGACGCACAUCCAGCCGCUCAUCGACGUCGUCGACCGCAUUCGCGCCCAGCGCACCGACAUCAAGACCCAGCCCGCCCCCUCCGGCCCCUCGAAGCCCGCCCCCUCCGUCGCCGUCGUCAUGGGCUCCGACAGCGACCUCAAGACCCUGGUGCCAGGCCUCAAGCUGCUCCGCGACUACUUCGGCAUCCACCCCGCCGUUGAUAUCACCUCCGCCCACCGCACCCCGACCUUCAUGGCCGAAUACUCCGCCGGUGCCGCCGCCCGCGGCAUCAAGGUCAUCAUCGCCGCGGCCGGCGGCGCAGCCCACCUGCCCGGCAUGGCCGCCGCGCACACGGCGCUCCCCGUCAUCGGCGUCCCCGUCAAGGGCAGCUCGCUCGACGGCGUCGAUAGCUUGUACAGCAUCGUGCAGAUGCCCAGAGGCGUCCCCGUCGCAACGGUGGGAAUCAACAACAGUAUCAACGCUGCGCUGCUGGCUGCGCGCAUCCUGGGUGCUUUCGACCCAGCCAUCCAGCGCAAGGUCGAGGCGUAUGCCGAGCAGGCCCGGGCCGAGAACAUGGAGCUGAAGGGAACCAAGAUGCAGGAGCUUGGGUGGGAAAAGUACUUUGAGCAGAUGUAG